AUGAGCGGAAAGACUUACAACGUGGGUGUCAUUGGAUACGGCGCCUCUGCCAAAAUCUUCCACAUCCCCUUCCUCACACAAACACCUCAGCUUAAGCUGUACAGCAUUGUUCAGCGAUCUCCCAAGGAGGGCAACUCGGCACCACACGACUACCCCGACAUCAAGCACUAUACCGACUACAAGCAGCUGCUUGCUGACCCUGCUGUCGACCUGGUCGUCGUCAGCACGCCUCCUGGAAACCACUUUGAGCUCACCAAGGCCGCUCUCGAGGCUGGAAAGCAUGUCUUGACUGAGAAGCCCUUCGUACCCACCUCGGCCGAGGCUGAUCAGCUCAUUGACAUCGCCAAGAAGAAUGGCAAGCUCCUUAUCGUUUAUCAGAACCGACGAUGGGACAAUGACUUUGUCACUGUCAAGAAGCUCAUCUCUGAGGGAACCCUAGGCCGGAUCGUUCAGUUCGACACUCACUUUGACCGAUACCGUCCUACCCCCUCCAACAACUGGAAGCUCGACCUCACCAUCGCCCAGGGCGGUAGUGCCCUCUUUGACCUUGGUACCCAUCUCAUCGACCAGGCCUACCACCUGUUCGGCAAGCCCCAGGCUGUUCACGGCCGUCUCCUCUCUCAGCGCAGCGGCAAGUUUGACUUUGAGAACCCCGAUGGUGUUUCUGCCGAGCUCACCUACCCGGACGGCCUCCUGGUCAACAUCCGCAUCAGCGUCAUGAGCGCCGAGGCCGACCAGCCCCGAUUCUGGGUCCGCGGCACAAAGGGCAGCUUCCGCAAGUUCGGCCUCGACACCCAAGAGGAGCAGCUCCAUGCGGGCAAGAAGGCGACCGACGCCGACUUUGGCAAGGAUGACCCCAAGCACCUGAAGCUUGUGCUUGUGGGCGAUGACGGUGUUCCCAAGGAGCAGCCCGCUCCCAUCUUGGAGCCUGUCACGUACAAGGCCUUCUAUGCGCAGUUGGCCAAGGCUGUUGAGAGUGGACGGGAGGAGGAUGUGCCGGUCAGUGCGACUGAUGCUAGGGAUGUUUUGCAGUUGAUUGAGGCUGUUUUUGAGAGUGCCAAGACGGGCAAGGAUGUCACUUUUGCUUAG
Molecule: messenger RNA, 1089 nt
Organism: Fusarium keratoplasticum
Lineage: Eukaryota; Fungi; Ascomycota; Sordariomycetes; Hypocreales; Nectriaceae
Exons: 2
Coding region: 1-1089 (362 amino acids)
Molecular function (GO): nucleotide binding
Source: RefSeq, a predicted model, not a curated record